Messenger RNA from Aspergillus glaucus CBS 516.65, 2349 nucleotides. Its product is annotated as AFI1/MesA family protein. The coding region runs from base 1 to 2349 and encodes 782 amino acids. Lineage: Eukaryota; Fungi; Ascomycota; Eurotiomycetes; Eurotiales; Aspergillaceae. The transcript is spliced from 3 exons. Gene Ontology annotation, cellular component: plasma membrane. Gene Ontology annotation, biological process: actin cortical patch localization. The record is from RefSeq and is a predicted model, not a curated record.
AUGACGAGCACGCUGCCGUAUCGACCGUCCGAUGAUACACUCUCCGGAUCCGGUGCGACGUCCAACCGGGCCAAACCCAGCGCGUUGCCUCGGCUGACUCCGUCCCCGUCCGUGCUCAAACGUUCCCCGAGCUCCCAAACGUUGCUGCGUCGUCCGUCCGAGAAUACCUAUGCGAAUACCGUCGCAAUCCCACAGAGCUCGAGACCCCGACGAUGCAAAUCACAGUAUCCGUUGGACUCUUCCGAACGCCAUGUAGAGUUCAUUCUCGUGGCUUCCUUCCACAUUGACCGCGGUCCGAUCAUGGAGCAUCAGUAUCCGGCUGCAAUCAGUGGUGAUGAGAGUAUGUUGGCGGAACUGAUGUUACCGGAUCAGACCCACGUCAGAAGUCAGGAUUGGACGAUAUUCUUCUUGCACAAGGAUACAAGUGCAGACGACGACGAUGAAUCUCUGCACGAGAAAAAGAAGAGAAAAAAUAAAGGAAACAAGUCGGACAAUGGAGAGGAUGACGGUUCGGACGAUGGCUCGGACGACGUUAGCAGUGAUGAUGAAGAUGACGGUGGUGAAGGGCCACCGCUGAUGUAUGUCCUGAAUCUUGUAAAUACAAAACAGGACAACACAGUCAAGCGAGGUGCCGUUGUCAAAGCAAUGGCGAUCUGUACGCGACAUUCUUUCCUUCAUAUCUAUAAGCCCCUGCUCCUUUUGGCGUUGGAUGAUUAUUUCAAGAACCCAUAUCCGGAAACACUGGCACGACUCUACGAUGCCGUCAACUCCAUGGACCUUUCAUUGCUCCCGAAACUCUCUCUCCUCGAACGGCAAAUAUUACAAGCCACGAACACGAAGGAUAUGUUUAUCGAAAAGUUUGAACAAAUGGCACACCAACGUCUGGAAGAGGAGGGCGAAUCAGUUCCAGAUGAUGCCUCUCCGCCGUCGCCCAAGAAACUUGCACCUCGGUUCGCGCUUCCUCGUGAUACCCACGAAUUCGAGUCCAAGGUGGUCUACAAUGACAUCCCCAUUCCCGUCAAAGUGCCUACGGUCAUCUGGCCGGAGACGGUGGGCGAUUUCUCUUUCAUCAAGCUUAUCCAGACUUUCGCCGCCCCUCAUGCUACCUCGCCGCAACCGUUUCCUCUUCAUUCCCACUUGACGACGAGCGGUCCAUUUACCCAUCCGAUUAUUAUUCUGAUCAAUGCAAUGCUGACCCAGAAACGGGUCGUUUUCCUGGGCCACAAUCGACCUUCAGGAGAGGUAGCUGAGGCUGUUCUUGCUGCUUGUGCUCUGGCAUCAGGUGGAAUUCUGCGCGGGUUUACGCGUCAUGCGUUCCCGUACACUGAUCUGACAAAGAUCGAUGACCUUCUCAAGGUGCCUGGUUUUAUUGCAGGCGUAACUAAUCCUACUUUUGCCAACCAUCCCGAAUGGUGGGAUCUUCUCUGUGACCUGCCCACGGGUCGAAUGAAGAUCAGUAGCCACAUCGAGCCGGCGCCGGUUACAGAAGGGCUUUUGUUCUUCCAGCAGCAGAGCCAUUUUGUUAACCCCAAUUCAAGUUCACACUCAGACAGUGGUGAUAACUUGUUCAUGGAGGACAUCCAUCGCAGCAUCACUAACCGCUAUGGAGAAAACUCCAUCCGAGCCAAGUGGCGUGCCUAUAUCAUCAAGUUCACACGCAUGGCUGCAGCUUUCGAGGAAAUGGUUUAUGGAGCGUCGAAUCUUUUCAUCAUCGGCCCGAACGAAGAAUUGUCGCCGGAUAGUCCAAGUAGUCAACAGGCGGAUCCAUUGGAUCCGACGACGCUGAGGGGUCAUGGCUAUGUUUGGCCGAACGAAGCAGCGAAGCAACGAGAACUGACAGCAUCUGUGUCGAGAAUUGAAGGCUGGCGGACCACACGGUCCUAUUACUCGUUCAUUCAGGACAUUGCAACCUUGUACUAUCCGGCGCGACCCAUCCAAAAGCCAGAUCUACACCACCAUCACGACCGGCUACGGUCAUUGAAACUGUCUCACACAGACGCAGGGGCCAUCUACGUCGCCUUUUCUCACGCCGUCAGGGAUUAUGCAGGGAUCUGCCAGCUCCUCACAGUGACACCGGAAAGCCGAGCAGGCUUGUUCUAUCUCAGCAUGGGAUUGUUCCAUCCGGACCAGGACGUGCGCGAAGCCACGGUGGACCUGUUGGAAAGAAUCUCAGUUCACAUGGCCGGACGGCAUUUCUGGAAUCAGCUUGGGCGGUUUGCCAAGUUGGCGUUUUUCCGCGUCAAGCGGGAACGGGAUGCAUCGAGUCCUGUGUCAGCUGGGCCUGGUUUCUCUAAAGAGCCCCAGAGUUUGAUGGGGGUGGCCAUGGGAGAUGGGCUUAGACGCAGCUAG